This is a messenger RNA of Oncorhynchus gorbuscha (pink salmon), 495 nucleotides long. Its product is annotated as multiple PDZ domain protein-like. The coding region runs from base 73 to 495 and encodes 140 amino acids. Gene Ontology annotation, molecular function: protein binding. Lineage: Eukaryota; Metazoa; Chordata; Actinopteri; Salmoniformes; Salmonidae. The record is from RefSeq and is a predicted model, not a curated record. The transcript has 4 exons.
GAGCUACUGGCUGAGUUCAACGGCAAGUCCCAGUAUGACCAGCCCUGCUGUCUACUUCCUGGUUGUAACAACAUGGAUUGUGGGAGUCGUGGUUUUAAUAAGCCUGUGUCUCCUCCUCUGGCCAUGUGGGAGAGAGACAGUCAGGUGAUAGAGCUGGUGAAGGGAGAGGAAGGCCUGGGAUUCAGCAUCCUAGACUACCAGGACCCAGAGGACGACUCCAAGACUGUCCUGGUAAUCCGCUCCCUGGUCCCCGGUGGCGUGGCCGACUCAGACGGACGCCUGCUGCCCGGUGACCGGCUCAUGUCCGUCAACGACGUGGACCUGGUCCGGUCGACGCUGGGGCACGCCGUGCACGUCCUCAAAACCACCGGCUACGGGGUCGUGCGCAUCGGCGUCGCCUGGAUACCCGCUGCCGAUCGAGUGUUGUGUCCUGGAGUCCAUCCCAGAGUCGUCGAGGUCGUCGAGAGACGAGACCCAGUCGUUAUCGAGAGAUGA